Leptomonas pyrrhocoris is the source of this 3855-nucleotide messenger RNA. RefSeq lists its product as hypothetical. The transcript has a single exon. The record is from RefSeq and is a predicted model, not a curated record. NCBI's taxonomy places the organism in Eukaryota, Euglenozoa, Kinetoplastea, Trypanosomatida, Trypanosomatidae. Bases 1 to 3855 code for a protein of 1284 amino acids.
AUGAGCUCCUCUGACCUCCACUGCGAUCCGCGUAUCGCGCCGGCGGUGGACCAACUCGCCGUCGUGGCCGCCCGCGUGCACGACGUGUGGGCCCGGAUGGGCGUCUCCGCGAUGGACCGCCAGCGCCGGUGGGACGCCUUUCUCCAUGCCUCGCUGCUGCCGUUCGUGGGCGACUUCUGCGCCUUGCAGGAAUCCGCCGAGUUCAACGCGGCGACUGAAAACGAUGUCCUGCUGCGCGAAGUCUGCUACCUCGCGACACGGCUCGAGGAGGCGCCGCGCCACGCCGACGUGGCGGUGAUCGUGACGCUGCUGAAGCAGCACUACACACGCACGCCGAUGUCGUCUCCGCUGCGGCGGCGGCUGCAGCGCGAUCCGGCAGUUUCCUUUUUACGGGAGCCUCAACGAGAAUCAGCGGACAGUGACGAGAGCAGCGGCAGCGGCAAUGUGGCGGCGCCAGCAGCAGCGCGGCGGAGCACAAAGGAGCUGGUGUUCCCCUCGCUCCCUUCCUUUGCAGAACUGCUGAAGCAGCAGUCCACAGAACACAAAGCGGAAGUCACGAGUGAGAAGGAGACGCAGACGGCGACGUCCACCGACAAGAUGCAGUGGAUUGCAAGCGACGACGAUCGCGCAGAAGAGGACGCGGCGGAGGAGGAGGAGCAACAGAAGAGCACUGUGGCAGCGCCAGACCCCCAUACAGCCUGUGGUGCAAAGAACGAAGAAGCAGCGGAAGAGGAAAGCAUUGUGGCGGCGUUGGAGAAUGAGGGAAUCACCAGCCCCUUGCACUUCUCGACCACCGCAGACGCCAUGCGGGCCCUGCAGCGCAUGAUGCAGGCGAACACACACGAAGGCGUUCGGCAGCAACUGCAGACGGAGCUGGACCGCCUGAAAUCGCUGGCGGACAACCGACUUCGUGUUCUUCAGCUGCUGUGCAAGCAACGGGCUAUUCUGACCCGUAGCCCAGCGGAGCAAGUGGCGCUGCGCACCGCCUACCGCGUAAAGUACCUCGGCACGGAAGAGCAGAUCAGCAACACGAGCGAGUUGGAGGCGCGAUCUUUGGCAGAUGUAGGCGGUCCUGCUGACACAUCCAAUCGGACGGGUGAGACAAGCGCACUGGCGAAGGCGGUGCCGGUGAUGCUGUCAACCUCGGCCGACCUUGUAGCGGCAACGACGGCCGUGACGGAGCCGUCCAUCAGCCCGCCGGCGUCUUCGUCAAACUUUGCUUCCCUGCCGCCGUCUCCGAAGUCUUCCGGACACAGCACGGCCACCACCACGUUGGCGCCUUCCAGAAUUACCGCUGAAACACGAGAUGCACCGCAGCUGCUGCACGAAUGCGGCGCCACGGCAGCCGCGCCCGGGACGGCGACGCUGCGGGCCACCACCCAGGCAGAGCUUCUGCUUCUCCUCUCCGCCGACUCCUGCACCCUCGACCCUCCUGCUGUUUGGACCAGCGUCGAGCAGCAGCAGCGGGGCUCUCACAGAUCCGAGGAAGACUCUGCGAUCGACGGCAGUAACACAACCUGGCCAACGUGCAGCUCCACCACGGUCACCGUCGCCGUCUCGCAGCGUCGGACCUCGCACGCGACAACUGCCCUGCCGGACUCCACACAUCCACCACCGCCACCACCACCAUCGUCGUCGUUAGCCGGGCGUUCUACAGUCUUUCAAAUGGAUGUCUCCUCCAUUACGGCGUACGGCACGCAUCAAGACCUCUCCUUAAAGCGUGUUCAGCAAGAGGCGGAGUCGAUUUUGGGCUCGAUUGCGGAGCACAACCGCCGUAUGCAAGCGGAGACAAACGAGGAGCUGCAGGCACUGGAGACGCUGGAGGUUCUCUGGCGCGCCAUGGCAGCACCCAAGGCGAGUCCGAACGUGUCCUCUCAGGGCGGUCACGCAGAAAGAGGGGGCGGCGGGGAAGACGGGCGGAACGGUGAUGCCCAAGCGACGCACCCAGGCGUCACGCCGAAGCCGAAAAUGUCGCGGAUGCCUGUUGCCGUGGCCGACACACUCCUGGUGUCUUUGCAGCCCGCCCCCUUUGCGGAGUUGCGGGAGCAAGUCCUGGCUCGUUACGCGCGGCUACAAGAAGCCUUCGCGGCGGAUGUGGCGGCCCAGCAGGCGACUUCUCCCUUCGGCAACAUCUUUGCCUCCGUGGAUGCUGCCAGCAAUGCAACCGCUCCCUCCUUAGUAGACGGCUCCCCGCCCUCCUCGCUGAGUAGCAGCGCGCGCCCCACCGGUGCCUCGUCGUUGUCCUCCACUUCCCCCUCCUCCUCGAAGGCGCCAUCCACCCGCACCACACACGGCGUCGACUCCCUCCGCAAAGAUGCUCGAGUCAGCGGGUGUCUGUACCUCCCGCCCAUCGUCCGGCAGGUGCUGCGCGCGCCGUCCUUUGCCCCCGUGCUUGACUACGUCCACCGCACACGCGUGGCCUUCCAGAAGCACCUCAGCACGCAGCAGGAUGCUCUGGUGGAAGAAAUCAUGGCACGGCUGCGCACCGUCUACGCGGAUUACUACGCCGUGACACGGGAUAGUGCCUACGCGGUCGCCCCAGAUGGCGAGCUGCGGGUGGCGAUGGAGGAGGAACUGCUCGAGACGCUGCAAGCGAGUGAGCUGAAGCCUUGCCCCACUAGCAGCGACCUCGGCAGUGAGACGGCGAGCAUCUAUGAAGAGCAUCAGCUUGGUGGUGGUGGUGGUGCGGUUGUGGGUGCUGGAAAGAUUCUCCUCGGCUUCCAGCGGCACCUCGCGGCGUGUCAGCAGGUGCGGGAGCAGGCAGGAGAGGAGCUGGAGCUGCUGCGGCUGCGGCUGCACAUCAUCGACCAAGCAGAGCCCCUCGUCCUCGACUACCAAACCGUUCUCCGGGAGGAGGCGGAGAUGCAGGCCGGCAGUCGUGAGCGCCUCCUGAGCAAGAAGGUGAACAUGGCGAAGCAGCUGCUCCAGGAGGAGAAGCAUCGUCGCCGCGUGGCGAAGGAUCUGCCGCGCAUCGUGGCGCACCUGUCUGAGUUGGUCGCCGCGUGGAGUGCACUGCAGGUGGCGGACGUGCACAACGAAGAUGAUCUUCGUCAUAGAAGCAACAGCAGCAGCAACAACAAUAACGCAGAAAGUACGUCGUCUGCCUGUGGGGAGUUGUGCAUCCACGGCCAGCGUGUACGCGACCUCGUGGCUGGCGCCUCGCUGCGCACCGGCACGGCAGCAGCAGCGACGCCGUCAUCGUUGAUGUUGUCGUCGUCCGCCGUCGCGUCCCGCACACGUCCUCGCAGUGUUUCCAUGCACGCAGCCCCGACCUCUCGCUCUGUCUCUCCCGCCCCGCCGGCCGUCGCACGCACACGCACGGAGUCCUCUUGCUCGUCCUUUGCACGCCCGCACAGCACUAGUGCUGGACAACGGAAUGCCUCCCCGGCUCAUGGACGGCAUCCGCCGACUCCGCAUCGUCGAGCCACACCGUCGCCGCAGCCCUCCGCUUCUCGCGAAGGUCGACUUCUAGAAAGGGCGCCGGGUGGCACGAGUCGAAGCCCAUCCUUUGCCUCCAGCACCGCAGCAGCAGCGGCGAAGCGCACCCCGGCGCUGACUCGCUCCCGCACUCCACCACCGCCAUCCCUCAUCCCCCCUAUCUCUGCUGUUCACGCGUCCUCGCAGCCCUCCGGCACGCAUCACCGCUGUUCUCCCACGCCGCCUCUCGUGCCGUCCAUGGGUGUCGGGUCGCGUGUGCGAUCGCUCUCGCCGUCGCUGCGGCAAGGUCUGUCCGCGCGAACGGUGAACACGCCUGUGGUGCGCCACACGAGUAAGUCGCGCAGCCCGGCGCCGGUGUCGGGGACGCCUGCGGGGCAUCGAGCCAUCUUCUCUUCCAACUUCACAGCUCGCCAUUGA